CCUUGGAGAAGGAGACUUUCGUAUUUGCUGCUCCAUGCGGAGAGGUGUGGAACGUCUAGGCAACGUGGUCUCCCCGCCCGCGGGUAGGCAAAGGCGUUUGCGCUUCCCAGCGUCUGAGGCCUAGCGAGCCUUCAGUAGCUGAAAGUUAGUCUUUUGCAGUGGAGUAAGGGCUCGCGGUUAGCCGCGUAGCGCCCGGAUCUGGCCUCACCAUGUUGGUCCUAUUUGAAACGUCCGUUGGCUACGCCAUCUUUAAGGUUCUGAAUGAGAAGAAACUUCAAGAGGUUGAUAGUUUGUGGAAAGAAUUUGAAACUCCAGAGAAAGCAAAUAAAAUAGUAAAGCUAAAACAUUUUGAGAAAUUUCAGGAUACAGCAGAAGCAUUAGCAGCGUUCACAGCUCUGAUGGAAGGCAAGAUCAAUAAGCAGCUGAAGAAAGUUUUGAAGAAAAUAGUCAAAGAAGCCCAUGAACCUCUGGCUGUAGCUGAUGCUAAGCUAGGAGGGGUCAUAAAGGAAAAAUUGAAUCUCAGCUGUAUCCAUAGUCCUGUUGUUAAUGAACUUAUGAGAGGAAUACGAUCACAAAUGGAUGGCUUGAUUCCUGGGGUAGAACCACGGGAGAUGGCAGCCAUGUGUCUUGGACUGGCCCACAGCCUAUCUCGAUACAGAUUGAAAUUCAGUGCUGAUAAAGUAGACACAAUGAUCGUUCAGGCAAUUUCCUUGUUAGAUGACUUGGAUAAAGAACUAAACAACUACAUUAUGCGGUGUAGGGAAUGGUAUGGAUGGCAUUUUCCUGAGUUAGGGAAAAUUAUUUCAGAUAAUUUGACAUACUGCAAGUGUUUACAGAAAGUUGGGGACAGGAAGAACUAUGCAUCUGCCACUCUUUCUGAAUUUCUGUCAGAGGAAGUAGAAGCUGAAGUGAAAGCAGCUGCAGAGAUCUCUAUGGGAACAGAGGUUUCUGAAGAAGAUAUUUGCAACAUUCUACAUCUGUGUACUCAGGUCAUUGAAAUUUCUGAAUAUAGAACUCAGCUGUAUGAAUAUCUGCAAAACCGAAUGAUGGCCAUUGCACCCAAUGUUACAGUCAUGGUUGGGGAGUUGGUUGGAGCGCGGCUUAUUGCUCACGCAGGUUCUCUUUUGAAUUUGGCCAAGCAUGCAGCUUCUACAGUUCAGAUUCUGGGAGCAGAAAAGGCACUUUUCAGGGCCCUCAAAUCUAGACGAGACACACCUAAAUAUGGGCUUAUUUAUCAUGCUUCUCUUGUAGGCCAGACGAGUCCCAAACACAAAGGAAAAAUUUCACGAAUGCUGGCGGCCAAAACUGUGUUGGCUAUCAGAUACGACGCCUUUGGUGAAGAUUCCAGCUCUGCAAUGGGAGCUGAGAACAGAGCCAAAUUAGAGGCCAGAUUGAGGAUUUUGGAGGACAGAGGGAUAAGAAAAAUAAGUGGAACGGGAAAGGCAUUAGCAAAAGCAGAAAAGUAUGAACACAAAAGUGAAGUGAAGACUUACGAUCCCUCUGGUGACUCCACACUUCCAACUUGUUCUAAAAAACGCAAAAUAGAAGAGGUAGAUAAAGAGGAUGAAAUUACUGAAAAGAAAGCAAAAAAAGCCAAGAUUAAAAUUAAAGCUGAAGUAGAGGAGGAGAUGGAGGAGGCGGAGGAAGAACAGGUAGUAGAAGAGGAGCCGACUGUAAAGAAGAAAAAGAAGAAGGAUAAAAAGAAACACAUAAAGGAAGAGCCACUUUCCGAGGAGGAGCCAUGCACCAGCACAGCAGUUCCUAGUCCAGAGAAAAAGAAGAAAAAGAAAAAAAAGAAAGAUGCUGAAGACUAAUGUAAAGGAACCGUAAUCCUGUCACCUGAACACAUCAUGCUUAAGAUUCAGUUGGGAGCAUAUCAGACGCUCUAACAUAAUCAAGGGAGGUUGAUUAGCUUAGCUUUUCAAACCUUUUUGUGUCUUGACAUCAACUGUUAACCUUAGAGUCUUUGAUACACAAAUAAAAAUAUUUUCUUUGUAUUAUAAGGCAGUUUUGUGAUCUAUUUAUAUUUUAGCAAGAGAAUCUUUAACCCCUUCUAUGUUUGACUUAGCAUUAAAUAGGUAUCAUUAUUGUUAAAAAAUGAGUUGCCAGUGAUUAGAAGUUUCAGAGUUUUAAAUGGCUUUUUGGAAGGCGGUGAUUAGACAGACCAUUUAAGAUCUUAUGUGUUACCUUGUCUUCUAAAGUGUUAAAACUGAGAACAUUCUGCUAUCUGCUUCAGAAAGGAAGAAAGUGGUUGUAAUUUUUAUCAUCCACUACUUUUGAUGUGCAAUUUUAGUGUAGCCAAGAAUAACAUUGAAUUUCUGAUGCUCCUGUUUUCCUCCCUGGUGACAGGAUUACAGACUUGUGUCAGUGAUUUUAUGAGGUGCUGGAGAGCCGGUCAACAGUUCACUCGUGCUUGACAAGUGCUUUACCAACUAAGCUACAUUCCCCAGUCCAAGUUUUCUAUUCUUAAAGAUUAUGAUGAAAUGUUUUAUAGUUUAGACUGCUAUGUUUGUGCUGGGGAUGGAACCCAGAGCCUUACUUCUUAACUUGGGUCCCUGGUAGGGUCUGUCCUGUAUGUCUCUUGUUUUUCUUACAUGUUGUAUGUGUGUACUAAUUGCAUGCCUUUGUCCUGGAGGUCAAAAGAGUCUGUUGGAUAACCUGGAGCUGGAAUUAUAGGUGGUUGUGAGCCAGUAUAUCACCCGAGGUCCACUGUAAUAAAAUCAACCCACGCUGA
Molecule: messenger RNA, 2734 nt
Organism: Rattus rattus (black rat)
Lineage: Eukaryota; Metazoa; Chordata; Mammalia; Rodentia; Muridae
Gene: Nop58
Product: NOP58 ribonucleoprotein
Exons: 15
Coding region: 210-1814 (534 amino acids)
Cellular component (GO): box C/D methylation guide snoRNP complex; small-subunit processome
Molecular function (GO): snoRNA binding
Source: RefSeq, a predicted model, not a curated record